Ambispora leptoticha is the source of this 1737-nucleotide messenger RNA. The record is from the annotation of a GenBank genome assembly. Lineage: Eukaryota; Fungi; Glomeromycota; Glomeromycetes; Archaeosporales; Ambisporaceae.
AUGGCCUCCUCUCUUCCAAACGAUUGUCUCGCCGACAUUUUUGAGAUUUUGAGCGAAGACAAAUUAACGUUAUACUCUUGUUUGCUCGUUAAUAGACAGUGGUGUAAAAGCGUCGUGCCCUUUCUAUGGAGAAAACCUUUUGACCUUUUAAAAUAUUUAACUUAUAAUAAACUUUCUACUCGACACCCCAAGUUAAUACAUUCAUACGUUGCUUGUCUUUCUGAAGAAGAACGAGGGAUGCUCAUCAAAAAUGGAAUAAAUAUACCCACGGAUUUUCCACCAACAACUUUCGAAUAUAGCACAUUCCUCCGCUAUCUUGAUAUUUCGGAACUAUAUCAUGCCGCUUCGUUAUGGUGUAUGUAUAUUGAUUGUAUUUAUCCGGUAACGGGCGAUGAUGACGAAAAAGUUAAUAAUUCUUCGACACGAUAUCCAGAAUGUGUUGGAUGUAUUGGACCUUACACCGCGAUGCGUAUUAAGCUCAAACGAGGACCUGUGAAGCGGCGACAACGACAAGCUGAACAGGAUGUAAGAAAAAGUGUCGAUCUAACAGAAUUAAUGUUAAAUCAAACACAACCUCCUCCAACCGGAAAAGUUUACCUUGUUUGGCAAUCCCUAUGUAAGAUGUUUAUGAGACGGUGUCUACUCCUCAGAUACCUAUGCAUCACGUCACCAUAUCGACAACCUGACGAUUAUUAUAUGGUUUCCGCAUAUCCUAACGCGAUUAAAUGCCUCUCGCAUCUGCAAUAUUUCGAAUGUGGUGGACGAUUCUUAAAAUCCCAAGUGCUCGAAACUAUUGCAAAAGUGUGUAGACAUUUACAGACGAUCAAAUAUUAUAUGUACCCUAAGGAGAACAAUCAAAUGACUAUGAGUGAAGUGAAUAGUUUAAUAGCGUUGAUUCAAAUACAAAAUUCGCUCUCUGAAUUUAUUAUUAUUCGAGGUGGAACACAACUUGGGAACAUAAUAAUGGCAUUGGGGCGUAGUCAAGCAACAUCCUUGAAAAGACUGGAGUUCAUACGAUGUGAUUUUGAACACUUUAAUUGGCUCAAAGAAUUGUCAACUUUCACCAAACUAAAAGAACUUAUUUUUGAUGGUUGCAGAAAUCUAUCCAAUAAUUUAAUCAGUACCUUAGAUACAUCCUCCUCCUUUCCCCGAUUGACUUUACUUAAGAGUUUGAACGGGAUUCUGAGUGCUGACGUGUGGAACGCGUUAAUAAGGAAUUCGGGAAGUAGUUUACAAAUGUUAGAUACUGGCCGGGGAAUGUCAAGUGGAUUAUGGCAAGAUCAUAUGAGAGUAUUAGAAACUAUCGGGCUGUAUUGUCCAAAUAUUACUCACUUUACGUCGUACACAUUUGUUGGCGUGACGCCCAAGCUUUUCGAUACGAUAGGCGGAUUUCAUCAACUUGAGGAGCUGAUUAUCGCACUUGAUCGAUUCUCAGAAUAUGAAGGUCGGGGAUUAUGUGUUAAUAAAUUCUUGACAUUAUUGGCUACACAUCUUGCACCAACUGUCAAGUUCUUGCAUGUAAUCACGAAAAAGCCAUGUAAUGUAGAUUCAUUGAGAGCUUUUAUCGAGAAAUUUCGGGGAAAAUUCAAAUAUUUUGGAAUGAAAGAAUUAUGGGAUGUAGAUGUUGAUACGUACGCGAGAAUCUUCAAAGAAUUAAACAAUGUACUAUUGCCUCUAGACAUGUAUUCUUCACGUAUCCGAGAGAUCAAAACGCCUGGUAUAUUUCUUUGUCGAUGA